GGUUCGUGGCCGCCAUGUGGGUGCUGGGAAUCGAACCCAAGUCCUCUGUAAGAGUACUCAGUGCUCUUAACCACUGAGCCAUCUCUCCAGCCCCUGAAUAUUUUAAUGGCUAUGCCAGGAAGGAAGUGUCUGUUCACCCACUGAUACAUGAAGUCCACUGACCUUACUGAGCCGUGGUCCAAUGCUGCCUUUGUCCUCACUGGUCAGUGUGUUGCUCUCCCUCUUACACCAUCUGGCAUUCUGGGCCCCCACCCUUAGGGCCCCUCAUUCCUUUCCAAAGACACUAUAAGGAACCACCUAGCCCUGGUCAGCCUUCUAACACAGUUUCUUCUCUGUUAGGUUUCGUUGUCUUGGCCCCUGUGGAUGCUAACCUGUCUGCUUGUGCCAGGCUCUUCCUCUGUCUGAUAGUCACACUCUGUUGUCAUCAUUACUAAAGGAGUGGAGGGUUUCCUUGAAGUGGCUUUAUCGCAGAGGCCUUGUGGUUCACACCAUGGGAACCGUAGCCACAGCAUUGUGUCCUGCAGUAAACCCCUCUCUGGUCAGUGCAGCUUGAUCAGAAUUAGCUUCAUUACGUUGUGCUCCUGGUGUAGGUUAUGGCAUCUGCAGUGUGCUGGAGAUUUGCCCUCCACAGAGUCAUUCACAGGUUGCUCAUGGAGGCUGCUGGCCUCUCACCAGCCAGGCUCAUUCCAAAAGGACCUUGGACCUCAGCAGCAUACAUAGCAGGAGGCAGCCGUGGUCCUACCCUGCAAGUCGUUCAAGACUGACCCAGCCCUAUUGUCACAAUGAGGGCUGAGGCCGCAGGUGAGCACCAUGUCGGUUUUUCAUCAGGCGACCUCCAUCAGCCACAAAGCUGCUGCUGCUCAGCCAUGGAGGGGGAGGAGCGACCAGCUCAGGAGGCUGACAUGGAACCCGUGAUGACAUCAGGGACUUCGGAAGCAGUGCCAAGGGUGCUUUCUGGAGACUCUCAGAACCUCUCUGACGUGGACGCCCUCAACCUACUCCUGGAAAUGAAGCUGAAGCGACGGCGGGAGCGGCCCAACCUUCCACGCACCGUGACCCAACUGGUGGCAGAGGAUGGGAGCAGGGUGUAUGUGGUGGGGACCGCCCAUUUCAGUGAUGACAGCAAGCGGGACGUUGUGAAGACCAUCCGGGAGGUGCAGCCUGAUGUGGUGGUUGUGGAACUCUGCCAGUACCGUGUGUCCAUGCUGAAGAUGGAUGAGAGGACACUGCUACGAGAAGCCAAGGAGGUCAGCCUGGAGAAGCUGCAACAGGCCAUCAGGCAGAAUGGACUCAUGUCAGGGCUCAUGCAGAUGCUGCUGUUGAAGGUGUCCGCCCAUAUCACUGAGCAACUGGGCAUGGCCCCUGGUGGCGAGUUCAGGGAGGCCUUCAAGGAGGCCAGCAAGGUACCAUUCUGCAAGUUCCAUCUGGGUGACCGACCCAUCCCAGUCACCUUUAAAAGAGCCAUUGCUGCACUCUCCUUCUGGCAGAAGGUCAAGCUGGCCUGGGGUCUAUGCUUCCUAUCUGACCCAAUCAGCAAGGACGAUGUGGAGCGCUGCAAGCAGAAGGAUCUGUUAGAGCAGAUGAUGGCAGAGAUGAUUGGCGAGUUUCCAGACCUGCACCGCACCAUUGUCUCAGAGCGUGAUGUCUAUCUGACCUACAUGCUGCGGCAGGCUGCCCGACGUCUUGAACUGCCCCGCACCUCUGAUGCUGAGCCCAGGAAGUGUGUCCCAUCUGUGGUCGUGGGUGUUGUUGGCAUGGGUCAUGUGCCUGGCAUUGAGAAGAACUGGAGCACCGACCUCAACAUCCAGGAGAUCAUGACAGUCCCCCCACCAUCCAUCUCUGGCAGAGUGUCCCGGGUGGCCAUGAAGGCUGCCUUCUUUGGCCUGCUGGGCUACGGCCUGUACUGGAUGGGCCGCCGAACCGUGAGCCUAGUCCUAUCUCUACCUGCUGCGCAAUUCUGCCUCCAGAGGGUGAGCGAGGCCCAGCCAGGCCGGUAGGAGGUCCGUGCGAAGAAGUGACCACACCCAGGGGUUCUGCUCUCCUGCAUCACAGCUGGUACUCCCGAGGAGCUGGUACCACCUGCCUGGGGAUGUCCCUGGGUGCAGAUGCAUCCAAGCCACCCCCCCCCCAUGGGGGCCUAGGCCAACCCUUCUCUGCCUUCCCCAUCUCCUGCCCACCCAAAUAAAGAAUUAUUUAACUGUCUGAGCUCAGGCUUCCCAGCAGCUCCCCCACACACACUGCAGAGACCACCUAUGAGUUUCAGAGCUGUCCGCAGUGUGGGGACCCAGUGACCCAGUUCCAGGAGGGCCAGAGGCUGCAGAGAGACACUGAGGUGCCCCACCCCUCCAGCCCCAGGGUGGGCCUGGCAAAUUGCUGCUGUACCUACCUCACUGUGCCUUGUGCUCUGGCCGGCAGGAGCAUCUGGCCCAGAGUGCAUUUCACUGUGGGUUUGGGGCCGGCGAGUUUAGGAAGCUGGGGGUCCAUGCAGCUUCCUCCUGUGGAUGUGUGGGACCUUUGGCAUCCUGGACAUGCAUGUGGCAUUGCCAGCUGCAUCUCUGACUCCAGAGAGUGUGGUUUUGGCUUUUUUUUUUUUUUUUUUUUUUUUAAUGUCUGAAAGUUUUUUUACUCAGGUAAUUUUAAUGUCAAAGAAAAAACAAGCAAAUGUCAGGAAAUACAAGCCUUAAAUCCAGUGAGGACAAAGAAGAUUCUUUUUCUGUGUCUGUGCCCUGAGAGUGGGCAAAUUUAUGUCAAAGGGCCAGUCCUGCUGGACUUCUACAGCCUAAUGUGGGUUGGGCUGCCUCCAGUGUGAGCCUGCUUGCUGCCCUAGUUGCUCUUGGUGCUGGGAGGGACUUGACCUGAUUCCUGUGCAUUUGGUGGGCUGCCCAAACGGCACUGUGGGCUGCCGGCAUCCACUGUGGACCACAAACCCAGGGCCACGGUUGGCUUGUGUCACAUGGCUCUGCAUGUGGUGGUAGUUGCACAGUCUGGCAGGGCCAAGGCCACUCCGACUGUCCUUGUGUUGACUGUCAGAUCAGGUGAAACUGUGAGCUGGGCAGGGGCUGUGGAGCUAGUUGGGCUGUGUAUGUCUGUCUCACACUCGUUGACUCGUACCCUAGAAAGAGAAAUAAAUUUUAAUUUUGGAAGCUC
Molecule: messenger RNA, 3147 nt
Organism: Nannospalax galili (Upper Galilee mountains blind mole rat)
Lineage: Eukaryota; Metazoa; Chordata; Mammalia; Rodentia; Spalacidae
Gene: Trabd
Product: TraB domain containing
Exons: 9
Coding region: 783-1997 (404 amino acids)
Source: RefSeq, a predicted model, not a curated record